This is a messenger RNA of Zophobas morio, 2067 nucleotides long. RefSeq lists its product as uncharacterized. Bases 264 to 1988 code for a protein of 574 amino acids. The record is from RefSeq and is a predicted model, not a curated record. Lineage: Eukaryota; Metazoa; Arthropoda; Insecta; Coleoptera; Tenebrionidae. The transcript is spliced from 9 exons.
AGAUUUUGCUGUUCACACAAUGCAGAGAAAAUAUUUUCCACAGAUAUCUGGAAAAACCUGCCAAAUUAACAACUGCACAACCCAUAACUUCUAAAGGCUUUCCGCAUUGUUUUUUCGAUUUGAAUACAAAAAUUUUGGAAAUUACUAGGGCACUUAUACAAACUUUUAAUGGAGUACGAGGGUCUGAUCACCCGCUUGAUAUUUUAAGAGAACGUCUGUUUUCGAAUUUAACCAAUAUCAUUCCGCAAAUUGAAGAAAUAAACAUGAGAAAUGACACUGGUAAACAUGAAAGUAUGGCUAACAGAAUAUCCGAAAAUAUGCCUACUGCUGACACGUUAAAAUUGACUUUGUACUAUAUAAACCAGCAACAAAUUUAUAUAAACAUGUAUUACUGUGAGAUGGAGAAAUAUGUUAAAAAUUUUGAGGACUAUGAAUUUGCAACGUUGUUAAAUGUUGCCAAUCGAGUCUUGUCUGAUACGUCUAAUUCUGUCCCUUCCAUGAUAGAAGCUAUAUAUCAGCAAGUAGUAACACAAGAUAUUUUAAAAAAACUUUUAAAACGUCUUGAUAGGACAACAAUACGUGGUUAUUUUUGUGAAGAAAAACAAUCAGUUGGGCAGAUCUUACACAAUUUUAUGAAUGAAAUUCUUGUGAUGAAUGUGAAGAGUUACAUUCUGAUACAAACAGCUUACAUGUUGCAGAGAUUGUACAAGAACGGGAACUAUCAAAAAGAAAGCGAAGACGCCAAUCAAGAAUUUUGGGCACGCAGUAAGAAUAUAGUAUCAACCAUGAAGACUUAUAUGGUAAAUGCAUCUUUAGAACUGUGGAGAUGUGAUCCUAAAGAACACGAGAAAGAUGAAACUUAUUUUGAAAUCACAAACUUCCUCCACGGAAUUAUUUUAAACAAAGUGAAUUUAGAUCCAAACGGAGAAUGUAGUACGGAAUGCGACGUUUUUACCUAUACUACAAAGCAUCAGUGUCAUAAUAAUAAGUGGUGUAAGCAAGAAACAACGUGUUCAAAAAUCAUCAACUGCUACUAUAUCGAUUCCUCGAUGGAGGUUUGUCGUUCCGGAAGCAUGUUUAAAACCAACAGAAGAUACGAUUACAUCAAAUUUGGAAACGGAAGACAUUUUGGAAAAAGCAUGACUUGCAGCAAAUCGAGAACAACUCACUUGGAAACUUACCGAAGCAGGUUGAUCUUUAAAUGCUCCUACUGUUACUGUCUCUGUGAAGAAGGGCCAAAAUUCUUUUCCGAGAGAUACAUUAAUAUGCGUUUGGUUAAGUCAAAUAUUACUGACAACAAAGUUGUGACAGGUUUGCGCUUUGUUAAAAUCCACCGAGGCAUUCAUCUACAAAUACAAGAAGGAAGAAUUCUCCCACAUGGACAGAUUAACAUUGACAGCGUUCGGUGGAUACCAGUUGAAGAUUAUAAUGUCAUGAAUAAAACCUAUGAGGAUGAUAAGGAUUAUUAUACUCUUAAAUGGGAACAAAGAGAAUUCGAUUUGGUUGACAUAUUUGCUAAAGAGGGAAGCGUUGUCACUGGAGUUGCGUUUGAAAACUUUUAUGGUCGACUGCACUUGAAGGUAUUAACAAAUCCAUACAAUUUCAAAACCGGGAGCCUGGGGCUAAAUACCACUUUACAACGUGAUCCUGUUCUUCGUUAUAAGCACAAAUUUCCCAAAGAAUUGAAGCUUGACAGGGUCGAUGUUCCGAUUCGUUCAGAAGCUCACUCGAAUAAAUUUACCACGAACAAAUAUGUGAAAUUUACAAACACAGGAUACGAGCAAGAUGCUGGUCAAACGACGGUACCAUUUUUUGAUGCUCAACCCGUAGAAUCAGCUAUACCGGUUCCGUUAAUUGGAGUUGGGGUUUUUCACAAGGGAAGAUCCGGUUUUGGAGGAUUUAUUGCACCCAGAAUUUUCACUUAUAAUUUUACGAAACAUCUGGAAGAGGUGAUCAACCAGAUGAGUAGUAAAAACGAUAAAUUGUGAAAAAUUCACACCAUUUGGAAGGCAAAGUAGAUUAACGUGUAGCAAAUGUUUUUAAUAAAAUAAAAAAAUUGGGUCCCAA